Molecule: messenger RNA, 3808 nt
Organism: Talpa occidentalis (Iberian mole)
Lineage: Eukaryota; Metazoa; Chordata; Mammalia; Eulipotyphla; Talpidae
Gene: ENSA
Product: endosulfine alpha
Exons: 4
Coding region: 132-497 (121 amino acids)
Cellular component (GO): cytoplasm
Molecular function (GO): protein phosphatase inhibitor activity
Source: RefSeq, a predicted model, not a curated record
CCGCCAUUUUAACUGAGCAACCCUAGUGACAGGAGCCGGAGAAGCAGCGCAGGUUGUCCCCGCUUCCCCUCCCCCUUCCCUCCUCCGGCGGAUUUCCCGGGUCCCCCGCAGCCCACAGCCCCGGCCCCGCCAUGUCCCAGAAGCAAGAAGAGGAGAACCCUGCGGAGGAGACCGGCGAAGAGAAGCAGGACACACAGGAGAAAGAAGGCAUUCUCCCCGAGAGAGCCGAGGAGGCCAAGCUGAAGGCCAAAUAUCCAAGCUUAGGACAAAAGCCUGGAGGCUCCGACUUCCUUAUGAAGAGACUCCAGAAAGGGCAAAAGUACUUUGACUCAGGAGACUACAACAUGGCCAAAGCCAAGAUGAAGAAUAAGCAGCUGCCCAGUGCGGGGCCAGACAAGAACCUGGUGACCGGCGACCACAUCCCCACCCCACAGGAUCUGCCCCAGAGAAAGUCCUCGCUCGUCACCAGCAAGCUCGCGGGUGGCCAAGUUGAAUGAUGCUGCCCGGGGCUCCGCCAGAUCCUGAGACGCUGCCCCCCUGGGUCCGCUCCUGCCCCUCCCUCCUUUUGCAGCCAGGGGUUAGGAGGUGGCUCGGGCGCGGGCUGGAGAGGCAGAAGCCCCUGCCCGUCGGUGUCCCAGCGCAUGGAGCCCCUUGGGCUGAGCACCAAGACCUUGAACCUUUUUUUUGUUUUACCUUUUUUUCCAAAUAACUGUUGGGAGAAAUCUCAGUGAAAUUCUGGAGGGGGGGGCUGAGCGGGUGGGGGGAGAGAUCUGGGGGACUCCGGACUAGGGCUUGGAGUUGAUGACAUUCUUGACGGUCCUCCUCAACCGCGUGGCUGGAGCGGUGUGGGUGUGACGAGGAGUAGACUGAAGACGAGGGGUUCCGAGUCCGCUCUGUGACACACGCCCUGUUGGCUGGGAAGGCUGGGAAGCUGCUGUCAGAGACGAGGAACUGUCCAUGUAAAUACGACGCGGCGCACAGCUCCCCGGCUCUGCAGCGCAGGCUGAGAACUCACCGCUAAUUGUUCAUAAAAGGAAAAAUAAGUGCUGUCCUUGAAGUAGGUUUGCCGUGGGAAGAAGGGCAGUGAGUGUGGGGAAGGGGCCAUGAGCGUGGGGAGCCCCACGGAGCCCAAGGGACUUUUUCAGUGUUUGAAAUAAAACAAAAGAAGAACACCCACGACAAAAACCCGACCCAGAAAUGCUCUGAAGCAGUUGGUGUGUUUUAUUGGGGCUUGGGAAAGGGAAGACAAGGUUGAGGACCCCAUUCAGGGGAACGGCUGCUGUGGGGCCCUGAAUUUUUAAGGAAUAGGGACCCUUGAUAUGGGGGGUGGCUGGGUCCCCUGCUUUCGUCUUAAGGCGCAGGGGUGUUGGUGUGCAGACCAGGCCUUUGCUGGUUCUCGUCCAUCCCCGUGUUUCUGUGGCGAUUGCACAGAGGCACCAACCUCAGGUUUUGACUCAAAAAAAAAAAAAAAAAAGAGGGAUUGGAGGGAUUUGAUUUAAAGGGCUUAUGGCCACCCAAAGCUUCAUCCUGGCUAAGGAAAAAUGUAAGCCGGCUCCUCCUCUUCCCUGUCAGUCUGUCAUUCCUCCAGGAGUCUUGUCGGGGAGGGAGAACCCUGACCUCUAGGCUCGUGCCCCAGUGAGCUCAGGCCUUUCUGCCGGCGGCCAGCAGGGGGCGCGCGCCGCCUUCCCCGCCCUGAGUUGCUGGUCGGCUGCUGCUGGAGGGCGCUAGAAGCUCUCGGCGACAGCGGGGAGCCACAGCGCAGACCUGCCCGCCGCCACUGGUAGAUUGAAACUUUUGCCCAAAUUUAUCGGGGUGUUUUCCCGAACGUGAUGGGCUUCUUGAGUAAGUACGCGUGAGGGGAGGUAAGGUCUGGAAACGAUGUUUUCAGAGCCUAGUGCAUGCCUGCUCCUUAGCCGGGAGCUGUCCAGUAAGUUUUCAGCCACUCAGGGCGCUGCUGGUUUGCUUUUGUGAGUUCGCUGGGGGCCUGGGGCACCUGGAGAGCGCACCAGACCCCUGCGGCGCGGUGGUGCGGAAGAGGUACAGAAGCGAUGCCCCCUGCCUUGGUGGGGCUUGCUGUCUGUCGGGAAGAAAAUCUGGACAAGUUCAUGUGCUUCAUAUGGUUACUUGCAGAUGUUAAAGCCAGAGGCACACACAGCGCUGUGCCCUCCCUCGUUGACCCUGGGCCUCUGAGCCUGCCGUGUUGCCCCUGGCUUGUCUGCCAGGCAGAGGCCGCCAGGCACAAUCACCAAGGCUGAGCGUGGCAUCACUGAGUGCAGGUCAUUUGAAUACAGGUCAGGACGCGGAGGUGUGGAAGUCACUCAGCCAGCGGCAGAGCCGAAGAGCUUGAGUUAGUUUCUGGGCUCUUCUGUGACGUUGCCAGCGCUCCUGGCUUGCCCGGUCCUUAGUCUCAGGCUGUAGCCUUGGAGCUUCUGGGUGUCAGUGUGGCUAUUUCAGUUCAAAGCGUGCGCUUCCUCUUCCUCACCCUCACACUGCAGGGGUAGGCCUCGGGGCAGCCUGACCGGCAGGGCCCAGACAGCCCAUCUUCAUAACUCAGGGUUUCAUAGGUUUUGUUCCGAGAGUGGAGUAGGGGGUUCUUCACCCCCCGGUUGGUUGAGUGAUGGUGGCACUGACACGCCUCUCGGCUGGGCUGUCUGCUACGCAGGGCCAGCGGCCCUGUGAAGGGGUGAAGUCACCAUUAUUGUCCAGCGUGUAUUUUAAGCUGAUGUGGGCUGGGCGUGGGAAACAGGCAAGGGAGAAAUAAAUACCUUGGAGAGCUGCCACGGAAGGUAUUUACAGUGAGCCCGUGACCCCUCGUGAGCCGCCCUGGAGCGCGCAGUGCCCUCUGCUGGGCCCGGGGGAGGCCAACAGGAAGAGGGAAGCUUGUCCCUCGGGAAACCGAAGCAUAACAAUGACAAAUAAAAACACAGGAGUGUAGCUAAAGGAAGUAGAGCUCCAAGAGCUGAGGGCAGGAGUGUCAGGAACCGAGUUAUUAAUAAGCCAAAUUUUUUUAGAGCUGGUGACUAAUAAAGGGAGGCCUCCCGCGCUGGAACGGCGCGUUGAUUCAAGUCACUGUUGGGCGCCCACUUGCCGUCAGAAAUACUAGCUGUUGGGUAGAUGAACGAUGCAGGAGGUGGUGUCUGCCCUGGAGGAACUAGAAGCUUCGCUGAGACAGUUCUUGCACAUACCCCCUAAUGCAAGACGCCGCAUGACUGGUCAGGCCGUGGUCAGAGUUCUGAGAAGGGGCUGCAGGGCUGGCAUCAUGCGCAGAUGCCAGCGGAGGAAGUGGAAGUUGAGCUGGGUCUUGAAAAAUGGGUCCGGCCCAGUCAUCCCGUACGUGAGCGAUAAUGCGGGUGCUGCUUCCAGAUCCCACUGUGCCAGGGAACCCCUCGUGACAUCAUGGUAGUGCUCAGUUUGUCGCUCCAGAGUCCUAGGGACAGGAUUUAGCAAUUGCUCAGCGUUUGGUUUUUGCUACGUGCCCAGUCCCAUGCGUGCUUCACAGACAUGGCCUCUUGGCAUCCUCAGGCUCUGCGGAGCGCGCAGUCGCGGCACUGUGGUCACGUGAGCAAACCACCCUUUCCCCAAGUUUCAGGCCCUGAGAGGGGAGCAGGUUCACGCGCCUGCAGAGGGAGGGGCGCGGCGUGUCGGGAGGUUCCGUGGAGCAGGUUCCGAGUGACAAGCAGGAAUGGCCCCAGAAAGGGAAGGUGAGGUGCGGCGUUGGCGUCGAGGGCGGCACGGAGAGAAGCGGGAGGUGGCGGGCACCUGCAGCUUCUGCAGUGGCCGUGUCCCGUGCGCCGGGGGUGCAGGCUGC